Messenger RNA from Chanos chanos (milkfish), 1480 nucleotides. RefSeq names its product zinc finger, CCHC domain containing 9 (gene zcchc9). The coding region runs from base 354 to 1193 and encodes 279 amino acids. Gene Ontology annotation, cellular component: nucleolus. NCBI's taxonomy places the organism in Eukaryota, Metazoa, Chordata, Actinopteri, Gonorynchiformes, Chanidae. Gene Ontology annotation, molecular function: nucleic acid binding; zinc ion binding. The transcript is spliced from 5 exons. The record is from RefSeq and is a predicted model, not a curated record.
CCAAAGUUGAUACUCGGUCGAUGUUGGACAAAUUUGAUCAAACCGCUGUUUUCCACGACGGUAAAUGAGUAGAUUAUAUUAUAACUAGUACAAGUAGAAAAUCUCGGAACAUCCAGUUUAGUCUGAACAUACUGCAGGAAGUUUCUUCGCCGCAUUGCACUUUAGCUUUACUUAGCUAGCCUACCUAGAGUAACGACCUGGAGUAGAGUCACACAGUUCGGUUAAUUGGUACCGGUGAACAUUCGACCGCUCAAACAGUUGCUUGUGUCAGAUUUCGGAACAAAUAAUAAAACAAAUAAUUUAACGCGGUAAUCUCUCAUUCAUCUUCAUCCUUUGAUGCAAGACCGUCCAUUAUGACACGGUGGGCUAGAGCCAACAAUGUGCACAAACACAAACCUGGAGAUGCAACACCCUGGAGCCAGCUGCGGGCGCGUGGCAGUGGCAGGGGGAAUGGGUCGGGUUCCGAAUCAGGUGGCGGCGGACCCGCGAGCUCUGCCCGCAGGCCGUCGCGAGAUAGAGCCUCACAGGCGAUGCGACACACUCAACCGGGACCAAAAGGCAAGAAAAGCAACACGAAAAAGAGAGAUUUUAACAGUGAAGACGUGAACGGAUUUAUUGAAUACUUAAAGCAGACCGGACAGCCGCUGCCUGGAGGAGCGCCUGGCGCGGAGGGGGAAUUGAGAGAGGACGUCGCCACCGCACUGAAAAAAGACAAGAGGAGAGAAGACAGGCGAGUGAAGAGACAGAAAAGCAAGAAGGACAACAUGGUGUGUUUUCACUGCAGGAAGCCGGGCCAUGGACUCGCCGACUGCCCGGACGCAGACGGCGACGAGGAGAUGGGAAGAGGAAUCUGCUACCGCUGCGGCUCCACGGAACACGAGAUCCAGAGGUGUCGCGCCAAAGUUGACCCCGCCCUUGGCGACUACCCCUACGCCAAGUGUUUCAUCUGUGGGCAAACGGGCCAUCUCUCCAAAUCCUGCCCUGAUAAUCCCAAAGGACUGUAUGCUGCAGGAGGUUGCUGUCGAGUGUGUGGUUCUGUGGAGCAUUUUCAGAAAGACUGCCCAGAGCACCAGACAAGCACCAGCUCUGUCACCGUCAGCCGUCUGUCCAACAGAAUGAGCGCUGACCACGAAGACAUCCACGUUCCCGUGAGGAAGAUCCAGCCGAAGCAGGCCAAAGUGGUUCUGUUCUGACUCGCAACUGAACGCCAGUGGUUCUGUUCUGACUGGCAGCUGAGCACCAGUGGUUCUGUUCUGACUGGCAGCUGAGCACCAGUGGUUCUGUUCUGACUGGCAGCUGAGCGCGGGCAUUGGCUCAGGACUGCUUUAGUCUUCACUCUGAGCUUGUGAUAAAAAUGAGAUGUUUUGUUACACUGGCUUUUUGUCAGACUCUUUAUAAACGGACGGGAGUGCAGACAGACGCAGUGCGUGCCUGUCCAGACUGAACACAGACUGAACACACACACACACAGCCAAUACAG